AUGGGAGUCGCUGUAUAUUUUACACACGUGUCGUUAUAUAAUAUUUUAAUAUUCAUAAUAUUUUGCUUGUCGAUGGAAAUUUAGCGAUAAAAGGGAUUAUGUAUGAGUACAUCGUGUUGUGUAUGAGUAUCUCGUUUCGCGCAGUCCAUUGUUAUGCAACAUGUUUCGUCAUCUCUGGCACGUGUCGAAGCUACUUCACUGUUACUCGCAAGAUAUACAUAUAUUCAAUCUGAUCUUCUUGCCGAGUUGCAGCUACCUCCGUACUGCAAUAAUAUGCACUUGUUUACCCACAUAACGUAUACAUAUAAGAGACAGUCAUAUUGAGUUCGAACGCGGAGUUACUACAGCCGUGUCGUGUUAUGGAAAUUUCUCGAUAUUUCAAGAAUAUUAGACUCAAUUAUAGUAUAUCACAGUAUAAUUUUAGUAUUUCAAUUUCACUGGAGUAGCGUCAACAUUUAAAACAAAUACAUAAUACAUUUAUUUUUAUAGUCUGUGAUAGUGUAUCACAGGAUAGUUUCGGUAUUUCAAUUUCACUCGAAUAAUGUUAACAUUUAACCUCUUGCGCAUCGAGAAUUUUUAGUCCCAAAAUUGAAACAUUUUCUCAGUUUUAAGUAUAUUUAAAUAUAACCUAGGCAAAACAGAUAAUAAAUUUAUUACUUCUUCUUAGUGAUAAUUUCUAUCCAGUGAUAUCAUAUCGACGAGUUCAAAAAGAAAGCGGUGAAUUAUUGUAUACGGCAAAACAGAUAAUAAAUUUAUUACUUCUUCUUAGUGAUAAUUUCUAUCCAGUGAUAUCAUAUCGACGAGUUCAAAAAGAAAGCGGUGAAUUAUUGUAUACGGUUUGGUCACUCGUUAUGGUCCGCGAAUCAGUUGCCGGCACAAGAGUGACAUCAUACCAACGAGUUCAAAAAGAAAGCGGCGAAUUAUUGUAUACGGUUGUAUAUGGUCACUCGUUAUGGUCCGCGAAUCAGUUGCCAGCACAAGAGAUUAACCUUAACGUCGAGAAUUUUUUGUCCCAAAAUUGCAAUAUUUCCUUAGUUUUAAGUAUAAUUUCUAUCCAGUGAUAUCAUACCGACAAAUUAUCGUAUACGGCUUGGUCACUCGUUAUGGUCCGUGA
Messenger RNA from Heterotrigona itama, 1114 nucleotides. NCBI's taxonomy places the organism in Eukaryota, Metazoa, Arthropoda, Insecta, Hymenoptera, Apidae. The record is from the annotation of a GenBank genome assembly.